GGAGGAGUCAGGUGAACACAGACAGCAGCAGCAUCUGUCAGUGUCUGCUGAUGAAGGUACCACGUCUCUUUGACCUCAUCUGAACGGGACUUUAACAGCAGAGCAGCCUGACAGAUAUGGCUGCUGCAAACUACCUCCAAUCUGAAGAUCAGUUUCUGUGCUCCAUCUGUCUGGAUGUGUUCACUGAUCCUGUCAGCACACCAUGUGGUCACAACUUCUGCAAAAACUGCAUCACUGAACACUGGAAUACUAGUAACAAGUGCCUUUGUCCCCUGUGUAAGGAGGGUUUUACCACAAGACCUGAUUUGAGAGUCAACACUUUCAUCUCUGAGAUGGUUGCUCAGUUCAGACAGUCAGCUCAACAGAAAGCCAGCAGCAGCAGCUCAGAGCAACAAGUGUCCAAACCAGGAGAAGUUCCCUGUGACGUCUGCACUGGAACCAAACUGAAGGCCCUGAAGUCCUGCCUGGUGUGUCUGGUCUCCUACUGUGAGACUCACUUGGAGCCUCAUCUGACAGCUUCACGUCUGAAAAGACAUCAGCUGAUCGACCCUGUGGAGAACCUGGAAGGCAGGAUGUGUACGAAACACGAUAAACCUCUGGAGCUGUUCUGUAAGACCGACCAGACAUGUGUCUGCAUGCUCUGCACUGUUUUAGACCACAAGGUGCAUGAUGUUGUUCCUCUGAAAGAAGGAUAUGAAGGAAAGAAGGUAGAGCUGGGGAAGACAGGGGCUGAAAUUCAGCAGAUGAUCCAGAAGAGACGACUGAAGAUUCAGGAGAUCAAACACUCAGUCGACCUCAGUGAGGAAGAUGCAGACAGAGAGAUAGCAGAAGGUGUUCAGGUCUUCACUUCU
This is a messenger RNA of Perca fluviatilis (European perch), 851 nucleotides long. Its product is annotated as E3 ubiquitin-protein ligase TRIM47-like. Gene Ontology annotation, molecular function: zinc ion binding. The record is from RefSeq and is a predicted model, not a curated record. NCBI's taxonomy places the organism in Eukaryota, Metazoa, Chordata, Actinopteri, Perciformes, Percidae. The annotation marks the transcript as partial. The transcript is spliced from 2 exons.